Messenger RNA from Didymodactylos carnosus, 1436 nucleotides. The record is from the annotation of a GenBank genome assembly. NCBI's taxonomy places the organism in Eukaryota, Metazoa, Rotifera, Eurotatoria, Philodinida, Philodinidae.
GAAGAGAUGACACAGUUCGUUUUAAUGGCUUAUCUAUAACAGAUUGUAAUAAUUAUGUCAAACGUCGAUUAUCACGUCGCUAUCCAAACAUUUAUAAAUUAUCUAAUUCAACCAUACGUCGUUUAUUCAUGCCGCCAAAAAAAAAUGUGAGAAGUCAAAAGUUUUACAAAUCAAUUAUUCCAGCGAAAAUUCCACAAAAACAAAAUUCCAAAUGCCAACAUCAUCCAGAUUUUCAUAUCACAUGUGCCCAAGUCAAUUACGUACAAGAAUUAGCCAGUUUAUAUAACGAUGAAUGUAUUUCAUUAUCCUGCGAUAACAAGGCCAAAAUUCCACUUGGAAUUCCAGUAGUCAGUCGUCAUGUUAGAUCAAGAAAAUUCCUUUUGCUCAAUCAAUCCCCGAAUUUACCAGAUCAUGAUUUUCCAAAAGCAGGUGUUAAAAUCACUCCAGCCGGCUAUGUUCGUUUAUGGCACCAUCGUCGUUCGUCUAGUGCCAAUUCAAAUCCAACACCAGCAUCGUUAUUACGGAUGAAAAGAUCCAAAUCAUGUGAAUCAACUUUGUUCAAACUAAAUAGAGAAAUUAAACAGACAGUCGAUAAACGAAAUCUUAAACAUGUACAAUGGAAUAGGUCGGGACAAAUGUUCCUCCGCCCUUUUGGUUCAACAUCAGAAAAGCUACAAGUCAACAGAUAUAAUCCAAUUGAAAGAAUGUUUUCACAUUUAACAGAUCUAAUUGCAAACGUAACAAUUGAUCUUGAUCCAACAUUUUCAACAAUUAAUCACCAAUUGGAUUCAGCAUUAGUUGAUUUAAAUAAAUAUUGGCAUAAUAAAAAGUAUGAUAAUUUUAAAACUGAUUGUAGACCGGUAUUUUCUGUUAAUGAAAAUUCGUUUGAUGGUCAUCAAGAACUAAAAGAUAAAUUAAUGAAAAGCUCUGUUAAACACGUAAUGGACCAGGACAAUGACAAUGUUCGAUUUAAUCUUCGAUUAUACCUUCGUCAUUGUGUUAGAUCGUCGUAUUAUGUUUCAUUCACCAAAUGUACAGAUUCAACAUGCAUUCAUUGUACACGACAUCCGGUGAGAGCAACCAAAACAGUUAAACUUCUCCGAUCAGGCGGAGAUUACUUACCGUGGCCACAAAUGACGUUUAGCAAAUACCAUUAUGAUACAUUCUUACAACAAACAUAUGCAAUACUUGCUGGUGAAAAAAAUAUUGUACCAGAUCAGCAAUUACCAUCAGACCGAACGAAACGAUGUUCAGAAUGUAAAUUACCAUAUAUCUUUUCGUCCAAAGCUGAUGAAGAACGACAUAUGGUGUGGGUACAUUGGUCUAAUGUAUUACCUAAUAAAAAACGAAAACAUUCACCGACUCCGAAAUCAAAGUCUGUAUCUAAAUCAAAACAACGAAUUACUAGAAAACGUGAGCUUUCUCCUGAAUACUAG